UAAGAUAGGUGCAGAAUAUGGCCAGAAAUCUAUGCUUUGUACCAGCAUUCAAAACCUGUACCGAAAAAGAUUUAGAAUUAUUACAAAAUUUUAUUGAUAAAAGUAAGAAAUUAGCCGUUAUAACUGGUGCUGGUAUAUCGACAGAAAGUGGUCUACCAGAUUAUCGUUCUAAAGAUGUUGGUCUCUAUUCACGUAGUGGUUAUCGUCCAAUGAAUUAUACGGAAUUUCUUCGUCAUUAUUCAUCACGGCAACGAUAUUGGGCGCGAAGUUUUCUCGGCUGGAAUUAUGUUCAUAAUCGUCAGCCAAAUAUUAGCCAUUUAACAUUAACAGAUUGGCAACGAUCUGGAAAAUUGGGUACCAUCGUUACACAGAAUGUUGAUCGAUUACAUCAUAAAGCCGGCACUGAAUCUGUGCUGGAGUUACAUGGAAAUCUUUACAAUGUUAAAUGUAUUCAAUGUGAUUAUCGUAUAUCUAGAAUUUUAUUUCAAACAAUUUUGGCUGAAAUGAAUGACGAUUUACUAAAUGAUGAAUCGAUACGAACUCGGUUUGAAGAAGGUCGAAAUAUUUAUAAUCGAACUAUAAGACCGGAUGGUGAUAUCGAUAUAAUCGAUGAUUUCGUUUACUCAUUUCGAUUUCCGAUGUGUCGACGUUGUGAUGGUAUUCUUAAACCUGAUAUUGUUUUUUUCGGUGAUAAUGUUCAACAACAAUUAGUCGAACAAAUUCAUCAGCAAUUAAAUGAAUGUGAUUCCCUAAUAGUGUUUGGAUCAUCAUUAAAGGUAUUUUCCAUAUUUCGUUUCAUCUUACACGCAAUUCAAUGCGAAAAACCAUUGGCCAUUGUAAACAUAGGGCCGACUCGUGCUGAUACAUUACAAGGUAACAUUUUGAAAAUCGAUUCCAAAAUCAGUGAUGUAAUUACGAAAAUUCAAAUCUAAUUUUAUUGAAUUCAAUUUAUAAUGAAAAUUUAAAUCUAAAAAAAAUUCUA
Dermatophagoides farinae (American house dust mite) is the source of this 982-nucleotide messenger RNA. Its product is annotated as NAD-dependent protein deacylase Sirt4. The record is from RefSeq and is a predicted model, not a curated record. Lineage: Eukaryota; Metazoa; Arthropoda; Arachnida; Sarcoptiformes; Pyroglyphidae. Gene Ontology annotation, cellular component: mitochondrial matrix. Gene Ontology annotation, molecular function: NAD+ binding; histone deacetylase activity, NAD-dependent.